UUCCAAUGCGAUUAACUUUUCGUGCUAUGUUUCCAAUUUGAUUAUUGCUUCUGGGAAUGUUAGUGUUUGUAAUUUUAGUUUUAUCUUUAUUUCAUUCAUUUUCUUUUUCAAUUGUUAAAUUCGUUGUAUGGCUUGUUACGCAUCUUUUUUGCAUUUUGUGAUUGUGGUGUUAUGAAUUAGCAUAUUGCUAUUUGGUUGGAAUUGAACUAUUCUGUGUGUUUAGAAAGAGGGACUUAGGUUAGGAUUUGGAUUUGGGUUUCUCCAAAGUAUGAUUGUGAUUCUGUCUCACUCACCUUAUUAUUUUUGUUCUUAUUAUAGGAAUUUUAUGUAGCUAACUUUUGAACCUCUGUUCUGACUUCUGAGUAAUCGUGGGAUGUUGCAUUAGGGAUAGUUUUUUCCCGUCUUUUUCAUAGUAAUGAUUUAUUAGGAGGAAAAGACGAGGAUUAUAAGCUAUAACCUCGAUUCCCCAUUCAAGAAAUCACUUAUGUGCGUGAGAGUACUAUGAGUUAUCUCAUGCCAUCUGCCACCCUUAGAAAUGGCUAACUUUGCCUACUCAAACCAGUUUUGUUAAAUUCUGAUGUAAAUGCUUAUAUUGGUCUGAUAUUUUCUUUUUUAUGCCAACCUUCAGUUAAAAUUUUUUUUAAUACUGAAUGGUGGUCUCUAUGUUGACAAGUUAUUUUUGAAGAAAGUGUUCACUAAUAAUAUAAAGCAGUAACCUCUGUUGAUUGAAUAGUACCAUGUUGAGUUGGGGGAGUUGAAACAGAACGAAAGAAACUAGGAAAAUUUUGUCUGAGAAUCAUGAUAUGUUAUGUAAAAAAGUUAUCUACAUUAUACUAACUUCUUUUGUAAAACCAAAAGUCUAGGUAGUGUUGCCUUGGAGAUGAGAAAAGCAGCAUAAAUAUGUAAGCCAAGAAACUGUUCCCUUGAUUUAUAUCAGACUGCUUAGAAGAUUCAGUGGAAUAAGUCAACUAAGCAUCUUGCCAGAAGCAUAGACUGUGUGGUUAAUGCUUGUUGCUCAGUUUAGCAACGAGAGGUAGUAGAAGGUGUCACUUACAAUACGAGUUGUAUGUAAUGACUUUGGAACCAGAAGCUACAGUAUUGUACUGAAAUUGGCUAGUGGACUUACUGACUGCGAUAUUAAACUGUAUGAGAAGCUUUUUCCAGCAGACAGAUUCAAUUGUUGGGUCAAGGAGAGGAAUAGUUGGUUUUAACAUUUUAUGCAUGGUUGACACUGUCCAUACAAGGUCACACUCGUAUCAACUAUAUUUAUAACUAAAGAGAUCAAGUUCCACGGUUGAGGCAAUGCGGUAUCAUGUGUUUCUUCAGUACCAUGUCUUUCACAAACCAAUGUGAGAUGAUUUUGGAUGUUCUAUGUUGUUGUUAAUUUGUCAUGGGAAACAAAUUUGUCAGGGGAGACAAACAGGCGAAGCAAGAAAAGAAUGACAUAAUAUUACUCAAAAUUGUUCCUCCUGUGGACCAGACAUAUGUUAAAUGGCUUGCCAAAAACCUUGCAAGAAUUCACAGCUUUACUCCCAAACGUGCUCGCCCAGUGCAGCCGCCAGAUCAUUAUGUAGAAUAUAUGAAGUUGAAUGGAUGGUUGGAUGUGGAUUUGGAUGAUCCUGAUCUUGCUCAUUUGUUCAAGUAGACGAUUUCUGUAUGACAGACAAUUAGCAGGAUUUUAUAGCUGCAUUAAGAUAACAUUAAAUUUUUCAGUGAGCAAGAGAUAUGGUAGGCAUGUUGUGGCUUUUGUUUGACUAAGAAAUUCUUGUAGAUGGUUGUAUUCCGAAAAACUAGUGUUGAUCACAACUCACCGGUGGGCGAAGAAACAUGCUAUAUUUUAUACAAUAGAAUUUUUUGUUCAACCA
This is a messenger RNA of Vigna angularis (adzuki bean), 1865 nucleotides long. RefSeq lists its product as uncharacterized. The transcript is spliced from 2 exons. The record is from RefSeq and is a predicted model, not a curated record. The coding region runs from base 1391 to 1645 and encodes 84 amino acids. Lineage: Eukaryota; Viridiplantae; Streptophyta; Magnoliopsida; Fabales; Fabaceae.